Messenger RNA from Manduca sexta (tobacco hornworm), 972 nucleotides. Its product is annotated as serine/arginine repetitive matrix protein 1-like. The transcript is spliced from 3 exons. The record is from RefSeq and is a predicted model, not a curated record. Lineage: Eukaryota; Metazoa; Arthropoda; Insecta; Lepidoptera; Sphingidae. The coding region runs from base 1 to 972 and encodes 323 amino acids.
AUGAGAGGACGCCCGCCCUCAGUGGGCAAGUACGUCGGCCUCAAGAAAGCCCAGUUGGAGCGUGACAGGCUUCAACGGGAAGCCGCGCGGAAAGACGCAGAGAAGGAGCUGGAGGACCAGCUGCAAUUUAUCAAGUCGCCGGUCCCCCCCAGAGUAUCAGACACCGAAGAGGAUCGUCCAGUACUGAAGGAAGACCUCCGCACUUCCCAGAAGGCGCUUAACUGGGUCACGGACAAGAUCGUGAAGUACGUGGAACAGCCUGAGUCCGCUGUCAUCGCGCGCCUCGAGGAGGAAAUAAAGAAGUGGCAGGAACACAACCUGGAGGCGUCCGCCAAACAAGUCAUCGACGGAGGAGAUGCUGGCGAUGGUGGAAGCGAGGGUCCAAGCCAGGCUGGAGUCGGCCUGAUGGGGCCCAAAGGCCACCCUCGCCCACGAAAGAAGAACCGCCACCGGGGACACACAACUCCCGUGACGAGCGGAUACGUAGGAGGGGCGCCGAACCCAAACCGGCCAAAGGCAAGGGAAAAGGAAAGAAGGGAGCAGCCCACUCCGCUCCCGCUCCCGCCCCCCUCCCUGCUCCAGUCGCUGGGCCCUCCAGCGCGCCGCCACAACCCGUCGCGGGUCCCUCCACGGCCCUCGGCGACUCACGACGGCAUCGACGGCGAAGACCCAGGACCGAAGGAGAGAGACGCCGAAACAAAAGCCCCCAAAAGGGCAAGAAGAACGGACCGCCUCAGCCCAACCCGCUCCAGAGCCCCGCGUGCCGCCAGCCCGGCUAACGUGGACACGCCGUGGGUCGAGGUGGUCAGAAGAAAGAAGAAGGGGAAGCCGGCAGCAGCGCCAACAAACAGCACGCACCCGCCGAAACCGACGCGCCGGAAGGAGCCAACACCGCGGCCGCCCCGCACUGCGGCCGUAGUCAUCUCUCACACCAGCAGCAAUUGCGAAGGGCCUAACACAAGAGCGUCCUGA